CAGCGCGUCGCUGCUUUGAGCAUUCGCUCCCACUCGGACGCAUAUUCAUUCAAUACGAAGCGGCAAUGGCAGCACUGAGGACGGCGCUCCGUAGACGGCUCAGUCGACCCCUAACCUUCGGGUCCUUGCGUUUCGCCAGCUCCUCUUUCAAGGCCUCAGAGUUGAUGGUCGAGCGUAGUGGUGUGACCAGGCCUAAGCCUGAGUCCUCUACCCUCGUGUUUGGAAAGCAGUUCUCCGACCACAUGCUGACCAUUAACUGGACCGAGCAAGGGGGCUGGGAGACGCCCCAAAUCAAGCCUUUCCAAAAUCUGUCCCUGCACCCUGCGGCUUCGGCUCUGCACUACUCCAUAGAGCUCUUUGAAGGGAUGAAGGCUUUCCGGGGAGUGGAUGGCCGCAUUCGAUUCUUCAGGCCCAUGCUGAACAUGCAGAGAAUGUCCCGGAGCUCGGAGAGGAGCUGCCUGCCUCCCUUUGAUAAGGUGGAGUUACUGGACUGCAUCAGGAAGCUGGUGGAGCUGGAUCAGGACUGGGUUCCCCAUUCCACCGAUGCCAGCCUCUACAUCAGACCUACCUUCAUUGGCACCGAGCCUUCCCUGGGGGUGACACGGGCCUGCCACGCUCUGCUCUUUGUGAUCAUCGGCCCCGUGGGACCCUACUUCGCCACCGGGGCCUUCAACCCUGUGUCACUCAUGGCAGACCCAAGCUUCGUCAGGGCCUGGAGGGGCGGCGUCGGGGAGUACAAGAUGGGGGGGAACUACGGUCCCACGAUCGCUGUGCAGACGGAGGCGGUGAAGCGUGGCAGCCAGCAGGUGCUCUGGCUGUACGGAGAGCGGGAGGAGAUCACCGAGGUGGGCACCAUGAACCUCUUCAUCUACUGGACCACCAAGGACGGAGAGAGAGAGCUCAUCACUCCACCUCUGGAUGGGAUCAUCCUCCCUGGAGUCACUAGGCAGUCGCUGCUGGAUUUGGCCCGGGAUUGGGGCGAGUUUAAAGUGACCGAGCGCACCCUGGAGAUGAAGGAGCUGCUCCAGGCCUUGGACUCUGGGCGCGUUUUGGAGGUGUUCGGUUCUGGAACAGCUUGUGUGGUCUGUCCCGUUGGCAGCCUGCUCUACAGAGAAAAGACCUAUGAAAUUCCGACCAUGAAGAACGGUCCAGACCUGGCCAAACGAUUUUAUAAGGAGCUCACGGACAUACAGUACGGAAGGACAAAGUCUGACUGGGCGCCAUUGGUCUUUUAAUCGAUUGUCCUUAAAGGUCACCUGUCAGUCAAGGCCAGCUUCACUAAUCACUGCAAAGGAUUGGAUCUUCUAGACUUCCAACUCCACCCACCAUUGCACUUUGAGUUGAUUGGCUAGGCAGCUGAGAUGGGCAGGUUCUGUGUGUAAGUCCGGGUGGCAGUUGGACUAUAACUGCCCUCAGUUUCAUUCUCCUUGUUAACUUUUAAAAGGGAUAGGUGUUAGGUAAGUUCAGUAUCUACAGCUGCUCUGCGUAUUGGGGAAAAACGUUUCAGUUUCAAUGUAAAUAUGUAUUUUUUCUAAUCUGUACAGUGCAAAUCAAUUCUUAUUCACUCAUUACUCCAUGCAGUUACCUGACAGGAAGCUGCCUCGCUACUCUAGAGAAGCAGAAAUGCACCACAAACUGACAAACAAAAUGCUAAUGUGAAAUUGCACAAUGGGUGCAUUUAUGCAGCUAUGGUAAUGUCGUAGCUAGUAUGCUGGUGUUACUAAAAUGGUUAUAUUUGCCCUUAAAUUUAUUUUUUAACAGGAAACCAUAUGCAGUUUCGUUUUUGUACGUAUAUAUGCAGAAGGACACAUAUAAGUGCAGUAAUGUCUGAGAUGUGUAAACUUGAAAUGCAGGUUUGAAUGCGGAAGUGUUUUUGUUUAUGAGUUUUACUGUUACACUAUUACACUAUUUAUGAACAUAAUAUUUAACCUGUGGUGCUUCUUAACAAUGUCAUGUUAAAAUGGUUUUAUGUUGACCCACAUGUUUUAAGCUGUGUAUGGAUAUACAUAUCAUUUGUAUAUGUGCAAAUCCGCUGGAAAAGUUUGGAGAAUAUACCACUAAGGCAAUGAUACUGUUGACCAAUACGAGAGGGUGAUCAAAAGUCGAAUCACGCACAUACGCACAAAAAACCCCUGAAAUAAACGAAGAGGCAGAUGACACAACAAGGAACAAAGAACGACCUUGAAAAACCAAGGACUGAAACUCCUCUUCAAACUGAUGCUAAUGGCGCCAAUGCACUUGACGUUGUGUGUGUGAACAUGUGUCUAGUUUAAAGUAAUGCUAACUUAUUUUUUGUCCUCGGAACGGUACUCUGGCUUGUGGGUUUUCAGGCUUUCUGUGUGUUUUUAUUUUUAUUUUUGGUUAAUUAUUUUUAAAAAUGUGUCCUUUCUUUUAUCGGCACUCCUGUCUCUUACCUGCUCCCUGAAACGCUCCUGUCUUCCCUUCUGCGGAAGUGCCUGGUUCCAUGUAGCCGGUUCUUGCGGCGUUCUCACGCCACUCCACGGUUUACCACCAUCAGUGGUCCUGUCCUCUUGUAAGGACUUAACGUUGUUACUGAAGCUGUGUCCCAACUGUAUUUUUACAAUAAACGUUUGCUUUCUGCUCAAAA
Messenger RNA from Conger conger (European conger), 2608 nucleotides. Its product is annotated as branched-chain-amino-acid aminotransferase, cytosolic-like. The record is from RefSeq and is a predicted model, not a curated record. Lineage: Eukaryota; Metazoa; Chordata; Actinopteri; Anguilliformes; Congridae. Gene Ontology annotation, cellular component: mitochondrion. Gene Ontology annotation, biological process: L-valine biosynthetic process; L-leucine biosynthetic process. The coding region runs from base 66 to 1235 and encodes 389 amino acids. The transcript has 11 exons. Gene Ontology annotation, molecular function: branched-chain-amino-acid:2-oxoglutarate transaminase activity.